AAUCCAGCAUGUCCUCUAGCGGUUAGUGGGAUCGCUAGUUAACUGCGCCUGUUCCAUGGCAACAAACGGCAAGUUUCACAUGCGGGAAAACGAGCUGGCAAAAAUAUGAUACUGAUUUUUUUGUGGCCGGUUUAUAUGUAGCUAGUUGAAAUAGCUUUAAUAAUGACUUCAAAUAUACCAGCGAGAAGACUUUUCCCUAUUCCAUAAAAAAUAUGGCAGUAUAAUUAUAAAAUAUGAGCACAGGUUGCUGGGUAAAUAGCACAUCUAAAUAUUUGACUGACACCUUGUUUUAUUUGAGUAUUCCAUGCUCCAUUUGUUGAUUUUAAGGUCUCUUUAAAUAGAAAGUGCAGUUAAUCAUGGAUUCAAUCCCCCUUAGGAUUUCUACAGUACUGCCACUGUAACCUUACUAGUGAAAAUAGUUUUCUCACACUUUAGUACUAUUCUUAAUGCUCGUAUUUACAUUAGGACUCCAGUAUACUAUACUAUAAGGUUUGUACAAAAUGGAUACUUCCAGCUAUAAAGAACAAUGUCCGUAUUGUGGAAAGCCCUUCAAGAGGCUGAAAACUCACAUUCCUCAUUGCAAAAUGGCACCAGCUGCUCAAUCCCAAAAAAGCAUUCAAGCACCCAAAGAACUGAUUGCAACCACUUCUAGACAGAAGAUCCCUAAAAAGUCAGCAGCGGCAGAGACAAUUGUGAUCUUUAAUGAGACGCAACCCUCUAAAAGCAGGAGGAAAGGAGAUCUUCACAAUGCAGAAAGUCCUCUCUCGUCUACUAAGGUCAAAGUCUCAUCAUCUGAAACUCUGGACACGGAGAGGCCUAAAAGCAAAUGGCUGGCUAAAAGACAGAAGGAACUUGAGAGAUUACAGCUGUUAGUGCCAGACUCACAGAAGCAAAGCAAACCAACCUCAUUAUCAGAGCAUGCAGGAGAUAAAAGCUUUUGUGAGAUCUCCAAAGGACCAGAUCAGGGAACGUCUCAAACUAAUGGAAAAAGUACUAGAGGCAAAAAGAAGCUAAAGACGGCGCAAUUAUCAGAGCAGCUGUCCAUCACCAAGGGUAAAAUCAAUAGUGCUGGGUCUGUGCCAGCCAUUUUGAAAACCUCUAAUCUUCCACGUGAGUGCAGUGUGGAGUAUGAAAAUCCAAAACUAAAAACAAGAGUAAAUUUCUUGGAGAAGAUUGAAAGAUGCGCAAACAGCCAGAAUAAAGAUUUUGAUCUAAUAUCAGGAGCAAGAGAGCAUAAAGCCCUUACGAUUUCUACAUCUAAAACUUCAGUGUGGGACCACAUCAGUUACAGUUUGUAUUACAAGAGGUCUUUUAAUCUGUUUGUGCCUUAUCCUGUUCUUGAAACAUCCAAAGAUUCUGCUGUGGAGACCAAAGAGAUUCCUACCCUGCAACAAUCAAAGAAGCUUGACACAGCAGUAUUCAAGGUUUCCGUUGCACCCUCACCUAUUUCAUCUGAAACCUCCAUUCGACAACCUGCAGAAGACACUCUUAACUCAAGACUGCAAGGUGUCAGAAGUUUAUCAUGGGCUCCUGAGAUAAAGACUGAUUGUAGCAGAAUACAGUUCUCCACAGUGCCUUUAGGCUGCUGCGCUAAUGAAGAUAUUUGGAUGAAGGAUCAGCUUUCUGGGCCAUCCACCUCAUGCAAAGUGCCUCUUGUUCAGCGGAAAUUUGGAGAUGUCCGAUUGAAUGAACUUGGUUUAUGGCUUGGCGCCCGAGCUCCUGUGUCACCCGGAGAAAUUGUGAACAUGUUUAAGCGAGGUUGGCAGUGGUACUACAGGAAGUAUAUAGAUGUUCGUAGAGGAGGAGUUGGAGGAAUAUCAAUGCUUUUGACCGGAUACUGUGUCCUGUGUUACGUAUGGAACUACGCACAUUUAAAGAAAGACCGUUGGAGGAAGUACCAUUAAGGACUUUUUUUGUGGGCCUCAAAAUUGUUGCACACUUUGGAGAAGCAGUUUUGCGUUCAGGGAUUUGAGGUCACAGUAAGAGUAAUAUUUUAUAUGUCAAGAUUAUAACACUAGGACCUAGUAGUUUACUGCAGUUUGAGGUUUGCUGUUUGCAUUUGUUUUAUCAAGGUACUUUUUAUUAGAUACAGAAAGGUUAAUUUUUAAGCCCAGUUUAUGCUUGAUUAAUCUUGGUAUAUUUCAUGUUACUAAACAAAUGUGUGUGUGUGUG
This is a messenger RNA of Danio aesculapii, 2172 nucleotides long. RefSeq lists its product as uncharacterized. Lineage: Eukaryota; Metazoa; Chordata; Actinopteri; Cypriniformes; Danionidae. The transcript has 5 exons. Gene Ontology annotation, biological process: proton motive force-driven mitochondrial ATP synthesis. The record is from RefSeq and is a predicted model, not a curated record. Bases 501 to 1904 code for a protein of 467 amino acids. Gene Ontology annotation, molecular function: proton-transporting ATP synthase activity, rotational mechanism.